Messenger RNA from Aspergillus fijiensis CBS 313.89, 371 nucleotides. RefSeq lists its product as uncharacterized. Lineage: Eukaryota; Fungi; Ascomycota; Eurotiomycetes; Eurotiales; Aspergillaceae. The record is from RefSeq and is a predicted model, not a curated record. The coding region runs from base 109 to 324 and encodes 71 amino acids. The transcript has a single exon.
GAUUGGUUUAUUGAUAAUGUGCUUAUUGGUCAUGGAGGUAGUUGCGGUUGAGGGGGAAAGUGAUUGAAGCUGGAAUUGAGGGCCUUUCUAUAGAAGAUUGAGGAUGAGAUGUUGGUGGAGGGAGAAUGUCAGGGUGAGGUCAUGGAGGCAGCAAAUGCGGUUAUGAAACUACGUGGCGAUGACAUCGCCGUUACGACGAUGGCUUCGCCACUCUCUGCAGUCUGGAGUAGUGUGUAUACUGUAUACUGUGUAUACUGUGUGUACUGUGUGUACUGUGUGUACUGUGUGUACUGUGUGUACUGUACUGUGUGUAUGGAGUGUUGAUGUCGCGUCAUCCUCAGGAGAGUUGCACAAUUCUUUGCAAUCUCGCC